Cyclopterus lumpus (lumpfish) is the source of this 845-nucleotide messenger RNA. It is a transcript of the gene cimap1b, whose product is annotated as outer dense fiber of sperm tails 3B. The transcript is spliced from 6 exons. Lineage: Eukaryota; Metazoa; Chordata; Actinopteri; Perciformes; Cyclopteridae. Bases 18 to 791 code for a protein of 257 amino acids. The record is from RefSeq and is a predicted model, not a curated record. Gene Ontology annotation, cellular component: cytoskeleton.
UGUUUUCUCUCAGGAUAAUGCAAAGUGCUGAAGCUUGGGUUGGAACCUGGAGACCCCACAAGCCAAGAGGACCCAUAGCUGCCCUCUAUGGUAGUCCAGGACCCAAGUAUGCACUGCCUGGACUCACAGGUAUUUGUAAACAUGACCCUACGAAAUACAAAGCACCAAUGUUCAGCUUUGGGACACGUCCUGACCACAGGUAUGAUACAACCAGCCCUGGACCAAGCUACCUCAUCCCCUCCAACAUCACCAGAGUGGGCCGAGAUGGCACUCCUGCGUUUUCACUCCACAGCCGUCCAAAGGAGCUACAAAUCUUCCAGGCCCCUGGACCAGGAAAAUACUCUCCAGAGCAUUCAGAAAGGGUGCUCUUCCACACUGCUCCUGCUUAUACUCUAUCUGGGAGGAGCAAAGACAUCAGCAAUAUCCAAACACCAGGUCCUGCCUCCUACUCUCUGCCUCAAAUGCUGGGGUCCAACACUGUGGUGACAUCUGCAGCUCCCACUUUCUCAUUCUGUGGCCGCAACACAAUUGGAACCUUCCAUGAGGACCUAAAGAAGACUCCUGGCCCUGCUGCCUACAACACUGUUGACGCUUGUAUUUACAGACACAAACCUCCCCAGUUCAGCAUGAAAGGACGCAACUUCCCACCUGGUGAAACCACAAAGAAACCAGGACCCGGAGCUCACUAUCCUGAGCAGGCAACUUUCACAAGAACCAAAGCUCCAAGCUACUCUUUUGGACUGCGUCACUCAGAAUUCAUCUCACCCCUGUUUGUAGAUGUGGCUGAAUAAUGUCAAAUACGAUGUUUUGGAAAUUCCCAUAAGCAUAAAGCACAAUAAAGAACA